UUGGUUUGCAACUCGACUUUUAUUUGCGAACAGUUAUUUCCAGCCCCAUUCCCUCGUUCCCAAUUCCUCCCCCCUUCCCACCUCCGCGUCGCUGAUGCCACUGCAAAAAGCAGAGUCAAGACGGCUCAGUUAGCAGCAUGUCUCGUCGAAAGCAAGCGAAACCCCAGCAUCUCAAGUCGGACGAAGAGCUGCAAGCGGAGGUAGUUUCUGAGCACGCAGUCUCAGGAGAAGGAGCAGAUGAUGGUGAUAGUGGGAACGAGAGCAGGAGUGGAAGCGAAGAAACCAACGUUUGCGAGAAGUGCUGCGCCGAGUUCUUCAAGUGGACGGACUUCCUGGAGCACAAGAAGAGCUGCACUAAGAACCCCCUGGUGCUGAUCGUGAAUGAAGAUGAAGCAGCUCCACCACCUGCUGAGGAGUUCCCCGAGCCCUCACCUGCCAGCUCUCCUAGUGACCAGGCUGAGAGUGAAGCCACUGAAGAAGGCGCCCAGGCAGAAAACAACGAUAGCACUGAGAUAAAAAACACCGAAAAGGAAGAAGAGCCGAUGGAGGUAGAAACUUCUGCAGAGAAAAGUUUCCAGAAUCAAGGCACCUCAACCACAGCUACUCCUCUACCUCAGAUCCCUGAACCAUCUUCCAUGACAAGCUAUAACAUGCCAAACACCAACGUCACGCUAGAGACCCUGCUGAGCACCAAGGUGGCAGUUGCGCAGUUCUCACAGAGUGCACGGAACACCGCUGCUGCGAGCAUCGGCAGUGGGGUGACAGCCGUGGCCAUCCCCAUGAUCCUGGAGCAGCUCAUGGCCCUGCAGCAGCAGCAGAUCCACCAGCUCCAGCUCAUCGAGCAGAUCCGCAGCCAAGUGGCGAUGAUGAACCGCCAGCCGCUGCGGCCGUCCCUCAACCCGGUGGUGGCCGCCCCGGGCGGUGCCGGGCAGGCGUCCAGCCAGCUGCAGGGCUUUGCCACCAGCACUGCCGUCCAGCUCACUGCCGUCAUCCCUCCCGCCAUCGUGGGGCAGUCUGCCAGCGCUCAGCCUGCUGCCUUCGACGGCUCUCAGCACAUCUCAAGACCUACAUCUGGAGCGAGUACACCCAAUAUAUCCAGUGGCGGCUCUUCGGCCCCACCUGAAUCGAGCAUACCUUCCUCCUCGAAUGCGAUCACGUCCAUAACUCCCGUUUCCGUGUCAAACGCUCCCAACAGCGCUUCGCAGCCCCAGAACGCUUCGACUCCGCCUUCGAUAGGACAUGGAAACCUCACCUCGGUGUCCAGCCUGCCAAACCCACUUCUACCUCAGACCUCGUCAAAUAGUGUGAUCUUCCCCAACCCGCUGGUUAGCAUUGCUGCGACGGCUAAUGCACUGGAUCCUCUGUCCGCCCUUAUGAAGCACCGCAAAGGGAAACCACCGAAUGUGUCGGUGUUUGAACCCAAGUCAAGCUCCGAGGAUCCCUUUUUUAAACAUAAAUGCCGAUUUUGUGCCAAGGUCUUUGGAAGUGACAGUGCUUUACAAAUUCACCUCCGCUCGCAUACAGGCGAAAGACCUUUUAAGUGUAACAUAUGCGGAAACCGCUUUUCCACAAAGGGCAACCUGAAAGUUCAUUUCCAGAGGCAUAAAGAGAAAUACCCUCACAUUCAGAUGAACCCUUAUCCCGUUCCAGAAUACCUCGAUAAUGUGCCGACCUGCUCCGGAAUCCCAUACGGGAUGUCGCUGCCCCCAGAGAAGCCAGUCACAACGUGGUUAGACAGCAAACCCGUUUUACCGACCGUCCCGACUUCCAUCGGGCUCCAGCUGCCCCCCACUAUACCUGGUGUGAACAGUUACAGUGAUUCUCCGAGCAUCACUCCCAUGAGCAGGUCACCCCAGAGGCCUUCUCCUGCCUCCAGCGAAUGCACUUCUCUGUCCCCAAGCCUCAACACUUCGGAGUCAGGCGUUCCAGCCUCUGCCGAGUCCCCGCAGCCUGUCCAGAGUGGCUCAGCUCUGCCCAAGGCAGAACCCGUCACUCUGCCUCCCACAAGCACGCGGCUUGGGGACCUUUCUGUGAGCGGGCAAGUUUCCACAGCUUCCACAUCUUCAAUUUCUACGGCUGUUACGGACAGCAGCGUUGCAACAAGCCUCCCAAACCCUGUGCUUCCAGCAGUGUCCGACCAGUUCAAGGCAAAGUUUCCAUUCGGUGGUCUGCUAGACUCUAUGCAAACAUCAGAAACCUCAAAACUACAACAGCUCGUGGAGAACAUUGAUAAGAAGAUGACAGAUCCAAAUCAAUGCGUCAUUUGUCACCGUGUGCUUAGUUGUCAGAGCGCUCUCAAGAUGCAUUACAGAACGCAUACAGGAGAAAGACCAUUUAAAUGCAAAAUUUGUGGACGUGCCUUUACUACAAAAGGCAAUCUAAAAACACAUUUUGGAGUUCAUCGAGCGAAGCCACCACUUAGAGUACAGCACUCGUGUCCCAUUUGUCAGAAGAAAUUUACAAAUGCAGUUGUUCUUCAGCAGCACAUUCGUAUGCAUAUGGGCGGGCAAAUUCCAAACACGCCGCUACCAGAGGGCUUCCAGGACGCCAUGGACUCAGAGCUUUCCUAUGAUGAGAAGAACGUUGACACCCUGAGCAACUUUGAUGAUGACAUUGAUGAAAAUUCUAUGGAGGAGGACCCGGAGCUAAAGGACACGGCAAGUGACUCAUCCAAACCCCUCAUCUCUUACUCUGGGUCAUGUCCUUCCUCGCCACCUUCUGUGAUCUCCAGUAUUGCUGCUUUGGAGAAUCAAAUGAAAAUGAUUGAUUCUGUCAUGAACUGUCAGCAGCUGACCAGUUUAAAAUCCAUAGAAAAUGGAUCAGGGGAAAGCGACCAUUUGAGCAACGACUCCUCAUCAGCCGUGGGCGAUCUCGAAAGCCAGAGCGCAGGCAGCCCUGCGAUGUCAGAGUCUUCUUCCUCCAUGCAAGCUCUGUCUCCUGUAAAUAGCAAUAGCGAGAGUUUCAGAUCAAAGUCCCCCGGUCUCAGUAACCAGGAAGAGCCACAAGAAAUACAAUUAAAGACAGAAAAACCAGACAGCCCACCACCUGCCACUGAAAAUGGAGGCGCAUUAGAUCUGACAUCCACCAACCCGGGAAGACCAGUCAUCAAAGAGGAGGCUCCUUUUAGCCUGCUGUUCCUGAACAGAGAACGUGGUCCCAGCCAAAGUACUCCUAGCCUGGUCACCAGUACAGCACCUACCAUGAUCAAAAUGGAAGUGAAUGGUCACAGCAAGCCGAUCUCUUUGGGUGAGGUUCCCUCGCUUCCAGCUGGAAUCCAGGUUCCUGCUGCACCACAGACAGUGAUGAGUCCGGGGAUCACCCCUAUGCUGGCACCCCCCCCUCGCCGGACUCCCAAGCAGCACAACUGUCAGUCGUGCGGGAAGACCUUCUCCUCAGCAAGUGCACUGCAGAUACACGAGCGCACCCAUACUGGUGAAAAACCGUUUGGUUGCACAAUCUGUGGUAGAGCUUUUACCACAAAGGGGAAUCUUAAGGUUCACAUGGGAACCCACAUGUGGAAUAACGCCCCUGCCCGCCGUGGCCGCCGCCUCUCUGUGGAAAACCCCAUGGCUCUGCUCGGCGGCGACGCACUCAAGUUCUCCGAGAUGUUCCAGAAGGAUCUGGCAGCUCGGGCCAUGAACGUUGACCCCAAUUUUUGGAACCAAUAUGCUGCGGCUAUCACUAACGGACUCGCUAUGAAGAACAAUGAGAUUUCUGUCAUACAGAACGGAGGCAUCCCCCAGCUCCCAGUAAGUCUCGGCGGAGGUGCCAUCCCGCCUCUGAGUAACCUUACCGGUGGCAUGGACAAAGCUCGCACGGGCAGCAGCCCUCCCAUUGUUGGUCUGGACAAAGCAAGCUCGGAAACGGGAGCCAGUCGUCCAUUCACCAGGUUUAUUGAGGAUAAUAAAGAGAUUGGCAUAAAUUAAAAGCAUUCAUUCUGAAUAACUGUUGGACCACUCCUCGGCACAACACUUGUCCUGUUCCGUGUACAGCUUUUGAAGCUAAGCAUUAGUUUCCUGACCUAAAUGCAUAGGUUCCCUUUAAAGUCUUACCCAUAGCAGAAAUACAUAACUUUGUGGCUGCUGAAAAGUUGUCUUGCAAGAUCUGCAUGGUACUUCUUUCAACAGUGAGUUUGACUGUUACCAAGAACUUUGAAACCUUUUAAUUUAACAGAAAACAAACAAACAAACAAAUCAUGGGAUAACUUCAUUAGAAACAGAAAGAGGCUAGUCUACGUCCACUUUGCUUCUUACAAAACUUACUGUCACCUGAGAGCGGGGGGCUUCAUUACGGCAUUCUGUCACACUUAUUUGCUGGUUUUGUUCCAAUUAGUUAGCAACUUGGACUAUGUUUUUAGGAAUCUUAAUCUUAAAUAAGUGAUUUAGUACCCCAAUGCUGUGUAUUAUUACAGUAUCCUUGUCUGUAGUAUUUAUAAUGUUAAGAUUAUGCGGGUAACAGACAAUAUACUAGCCCCAAACUUAAAUGAAGCUUUUGUACUGCAAAAUACAUCUGGCUAUGUGAUUUUUCUUUUUUUUUUCCUUUUUUUUUCCUUUUUUAAAAGAAAAAACACCAAGUUUUGUUUUACUAUAAAUAAGUGGUUUAUUUCAAUUCAGGCAAAAUUGUGAAGUUUUAUUGGGAAAGAUAGCAUGCUUUUCAUGUGCAAGUACCUGUCAGUAACAAACCUUUUUUUUUUUUUUUUAUUUAAAUAUUUGUAGCUGCUAUGUGGACAGUUGUUCUAUUAAAUGAAAAAAAAAUGUAGUGUGGAUUUUAGCUCAAUGAUUGGAAAACAAGUUACAGACAAACCUUAGCACCGUAAGUUAUUCACAACAUUAUAAACGGUUGUGAGUAAAUACUCCAUGUUAUCAAAGCUGUAUAAUAAAAAGGUAAUGUUUGUAUAAUGUGGUUGCAAACUCUUAAUUUAUACUAUUGCACUUUUAGUAUUUUGUAUUAGGGAGGUUUGUCUAUAAUUUGAAACUGAACAAAGAUGUAAACUAUUUUAUAAAUAGUACUUUGACUUGAGGAAUAAGGAGGAGAACCGUGUUGCAGUUUCUUGUUUUGUUUUAAGGUCGAACGACGAGAGAUCUCUAUUAACUAAGCAGAAAAGCCGCAGAGAACUGUCAGAUCCUUAGGAGAUACGGGGCCUGCCAUUUCGUAAAUGGAAAUGAUUCAUUUCACUUUUCUACAAAGCCCACUUAAAAGAGUGACCACCCCUGACAGAAUUCUGAUGCAUUUGUCUUAGGAGUGUGAUACUAAUAUGAGUCUAAGGUAGAGGAAGGAAAGCAUUGCAUAGGUUUAAUUUUGCUGUGAUCUGUUCUGUCCCUUUCACACAUACCCACGAGAACAAUGUCGCCUGCCUAAUAGCACGGGAACGAAGUAAGGACUCUUGGGCAGCGUGAGCAGUAGUAAUAGACAAUUGUUCUGUUUGCAUUUCCAACCCUGGCUGAUUAUCUUCUCAGAUUGCUCCAAAGCACAAUGUACCCUGAUUAAUCAAAUAUAAUUUUCUGUUGAUUGCAUUGUUUAAAUUACACCAAGUAAAUAAAGGGAAUGGUUCCACUUGGAAGCUAGGCUGGGGAUGCUGAGGAGACUGGGGCUUAAUCGAAACUUGAACAGUAACCGUUCUGUGUACUACCUCAUUUUUGUGCAUUACGAGCAUGGUGGAGUUGACACCAUGAACUUCCGUCCGGCAGAAUUGCUUGAGGGACAUGAUGGGUAGCUGGGUAACAGCGCAAGGAGUUUUAUGCCCCUGAAGAACAAAUCAGACAGUGAGGUCUUCUCAGUUGAGGCUGAAAAAUAGGACAAUCUUUCUUACACAACAAAAACCAUUACUGUAAGAGGAUGGACUAUUUCUGCCAUCAUGUAAUGGAGUGAAGAGAGGUUCAAAGACUUAUUAGCUGUUUGUUUCUGUGGGAAAUGAACAAUGAACUCUACAGCUCCAUUUCCUGCAGUGAUGAGAUAGAGAUAUAUAGAUAUAUCUAUCUAUAUAUAAGCAAAACUAUGUAUCUGUAACGCCUCUACAAUACAACAUCUUUUUUUGCCACAGUGCAUGGGUGGUUAGGGGUGUUUCCAAGCAUUGGAAAAAAAAAAAAAAUAAAAAGGAAAACUGAGGUGGCUUAAUGUUGCUGUAUUUCAGCAAUUGAAUGUUUUUAUUUAUCUGUGUCAUUUUUGGUGUGACUUUUUUUUUUUUGGGUAGUAUUUGGUACCAUGUAGUGUUAUCUCUGUUCCCUAAAGGACGUGUAUAACUUAAAAAAAAAAAAAAAAGAAAGAAAAGGAAAAAAAAGAGAAGAAAAAAUGAAAAAGGAAAAAAUGAAAAAAGAUGUAAAGUGUUGUAAAUAAGAUGGUUGAAGAUGGUACAGUAAGACUGACCCCAUUUUGUAUUCAGGGUUAGGUCAUUCCUCUCUGCAUGGUGAAGAGAGACACUAUUUUUAUACUGUGAUACCAUGUAGGGCUAGGAGCCUCCCUGAACCAGCUGGGAAUUGUUACCUAGAUCCAAUAUUUUUUAUUAUUAAAUCUUGUUGGCUUGACACAUCUACUGAUUGAAAUGGAUGUCUUAGUCUAGGUUACUAUUUUUGUCAUAUGGAAUUGAAUAAAAUGCAGGAUGUAAUAUUAUUUCUGAAUUGCGUUCCUUGAUUAUUCUAAUAACAGAGCAAGAUAUGAGACUAAGGUCACUUGUGGUAGAUUGGUGUCAAUGACUUCUAAUCGUUGCAUCUGAAAAUCGGAAUAAGGGCGACACCUUAUUAUUCAAAUGCUAUUCUAAUAUAUAUUAACAGUGCAAAGGGGUAGAAUUAUUAAAGUCUCUUUUCCAAUGAAAAUAAAUCAUAAAAGCAUUAUACACAAGACAGUAGGAAAAACAAAACCCCAAAAUAUUUUGGAGGGGGGAAAACAGCUUUUGGAAGGACUACUGCUUCAAAUUGACUGCUUUCUGAACACUUACCAUGUACUGUCUACCAAAAAAAGCCUUCUUUUCAUGUUGUUGGAACAUCUGCCUAAUAUUCACGAUACACUGCAUGAUCAAAUUUGGGAAG
Molecule: messenger RNA, 7022 nt
Organism: Falco peregrinus (peregrine falcon)
Lineage: Eukaryota; Metazoa; Chordata; Aves; Falconiformes; Falconidae
Gene: SALL3
Product: spalt like transcription factor 3
Exons: 4
Coding region: 138-3926 (1262 amino acids)
Biological process (GO): regulation of transcription by RNA polymerase II
Cellular component (GO): nucleus
Molecular function (GO): RNA polymerase II cis-regulatory region sequence-specific DNA binding; DNA-binding transcription factor activity, RNA polymerase II-specific
Source: RefSeq, a predicted model, not a curated record